Molecule: messenger RNA, 1767 nt
Organism: Mixia osmundae IAM 14324
Lineage: Eukaryota; Fungi; Basidiomycota; Mixiomycetes; Mixiales; Mixiaceae
Exons: 12
Coding region: 67-1554 (495 amino acids)
Biological process (GO): carboxylic acid transport; transmembrane transport
Cellular component (GO): plasma membrane
Molecular function (GO): carboxylic acid transmembrane transporter activity
Source: RefSeq, a predicted model, not a curated record
GCGGGAAGUUCGAGAUAUAGAGCGACGGUUCCCAAAUCUCUCCAUACGAGGCCUGAGCUAGCAGCGAUGGCAGAAGUCGUCGAAAGGAAGCCUCGCCGCGAGAUUCGGGGCACUGGCCUCGUCUUCGUCUGCGGCGCCGCUCUCUUCUCUGAUGGCUACCUCAAUGGAUCAAUCGGCAGUGUGCUGACACUUUUGCGUCGAAUUUAUGGAGCUGCUGUCCUUGCCGAUCACCAGCGUGGCACCGUCUUUGCUGGUAUCGGCUUCGCCGGAAUCGUCGUCGGCCAACUUUCCUUCGGUUGGAUCGUGGAUCGUUACGGACGCAAGAACCCGAUGUACAUUGCCAACAUCAUCGUCUUCGUAUUCGCUGCUCUGAGCGCUGGUGCUUACGGAAAGGGGGGAACGCCCGGCUCGAUCAUUGCAGCAUUGACAGCAUACCGCUUCCUUACCGGUAUCGGCAUUGGUGCUGAAUACCCGGCCGGUUCUGUCGCCUGCGCCGAAUCUUCCGAGAACAGUGAUGUUCCGAGCAAUCGAGGCAACAUGCUGUUUGCGCUCUUCACGAAUUGUGCCAUAGAUUGGGGAUUCGUCGCUGGCGCUGCAAUUCCCCUCUUCUGCGUUCUAGGCUACGGCGAAAAUCAUCUCAGAGCUGCUUGGCGCACCACGCUCGGCGUUGGCUGCGUUGUUCCUGCCGUCAUCUUCUUAUUGCGACUUUUCAUCCGCAGCGAGCCAGAGGCGUUCCAACGGUCUGCCAUCACUCGCGCGAAGAUGCCCUGGGGCCUCAUCUUCAAACGAUACUGGCUUCGUUGGUCAGCAAUCGCACUGAUCUGGUGGAUUUACGACUUUAGCGCCUACUCCUUCGGUCUCUACUCCUCUACCAUCAUCGAUGUCAUCACAGGCAGCUCUACUAAGCUAACCACGGUCUUUGCAUGGAAUGUAGUGAUCAACAGCUUCUAUUUGCCCGGAUGCAUAGGCGGUGCCCUCUUGCUACCUUUCAUCGGACCCAAAAAGCUCCUCAUCGGCGCGCUCGUAAUUCAAGCGGUGAUCGGCUAUAUCAUGUCGGGCCUUUACAACCAUCUUACCAAUCACAUUGCGGCUUUCGCAGUAGUAUACGGACUCUUCCUAUGCUUCGGCGAGGUUGGCCCUGGUAAUUGUAUCGGCUUACUUGCGGCAAAGUCAUUCCCAACUCCGGCCCGCGGAGUUUUGUACGGAACGGCCGCCGCGUUCGGCAAAGUGGGAGCUUACUGUGGCACGUGGGCGAUCCCAACGCUCAUCGGUGACUACCCUGCAACUGACUCAAGAUCCAUCACGGUUCCGUUCUACCUCGCGUCAUCUCUUGCACUUUUGGCUGCAGUUAUUGGCUUCUUCUUGGUCGAGAUUACGCCUGACUUUAUUGCCCAAGAGGACGUACUUUUCAAGGAGUAUCUCGCAGAGCAUGGCUACGAUAUCUCUGGCAUGGGUUUGACGGACAACGCCGAGGGCAUGCAGUCUCACGGCUCUUUCGAAGACGAUAAGGUCGCCGCCACAGAGACUACUCCAACUGACGAGAAAGUCUAUUAAGAAGCUCUCACGACUCAGGGCACGACUCGAGGAGCAGUCUACAUCAGGGUAUAAUGGGAAUAAUUUGGACUGUUGAAUGCAGUCUCUUCGCCUAAGUUUGAUAUCGCGUGUCAUGUCAAAAUUGGAGAGGCACGUGCCGUACGCUCUAGAUAUUUAGAUUGCUGUAAAGCUUCCGAGGCGUUCGCAGUGAUCGAUGCAAUGGCACUCAUGCAC